CUGAGGUCUAAAUGGUCGUGGGCUGUGAUUAUUUGGGCUUUAAAGUGAAGUUAUUAACACUAUAAUCCUAAAAUCCAGACACCAGGUGUGUUCUGUGGUUGUAUCUACAGUCGGAGGAGGUGUAUUUGGUGAAACUUCACAUCUAUCUGUGUUUGGCCGGACUAACGUUGUGAAAGAUGAGCGGUGAGGCCAACAAAGAGUUUAUGGAGCAGCUGCGGAUGCAGGAACUCUACGGUCAGAGAAAGGAUGACGGCUCUGACCCAAACACCUACACUGACCCAGAGGAUGGGACCGUGUAUGACUGGGACCAUGAAAAGAAGGCCUGGUUCCCUAAAAUAACAGAGGACUUCAUCGCAGCUUACCAGGCCAACUAUGGCUUCACUAAGGAAGGAGAACCAGACGCCAACAGUGCUGCAGUGAGCAGCACUGAAGCUUCAGAAAAGGAGAAAAAGGGAGAUGACUCUCAAAAGCCAAAACCAGACGAGCAAGAGACCCCAGCCAAAGAAGCCAAACAGAAAGGGGAGAAGAGGAAACUGGAGCCAGGAUGGUUUGAUAUUGACGACAAUAAAAAUACAAACGUCUAUGUGUCAGGCCUGCCCCCUGACACCAGCACUGAGGAGUUUGCUGAAAUAAUGUCCAAAUGCGGCAUCGUUAUGCGGGAUCCCAUCACUGAAGAGUACAAGGUCAAACUCUACAAGGACCAUCAAGGGAAUCUGAAGGGAGAUGGCCUCUGUUGCUAUCUUAAGAAGGAGUCGGUGGCACUGGCUAUGCGUCUGAUUGAUGAGUCAGAGGUCAGAGGUUACAAACUCCAUGUGGAAGCGGCAAGGUUUGAACUAAAGGGCCAGUAUGACGCCAGCAAGAAGAAGAAGAAGAGCAAAGACUAUAGGAAGAAGAUGCAGCAGCAACAGAAGCAGUUGGAUUGGAGGCCAGAGAAAAAAGGAGAAGUGAGGAAGAGACAUGAAAAAGUUGUCAUCAUCAGGAACAUGUUCCAUCCCAGUGACUUUGAGGAAGACCCACUGGUGCUGAACGAGUAUCGUGACGAUCUGCGGUCAGAGUGUGAGAAGUUCGGGGAGGUGAAGAAAGUCAUCCUCUUUGAUAGACACCCAGACGGUGUGGCAUCAGUCGCAUUUAAGGAGCCCGAGCAAGCUGAUGCAUGCAUCCAGUCGUUCGACAGCCGCUGGUUUGGAGGGAGGCAGCUGUCUGCUCAGCUGUGGGAUGGAACGACAGACUAUCAGGUGGAAGAGACGACACGAGAGCGGGAGGAGCGACUGAAGACUUGGUCCACUUUCCUCGAUGGAAGCGCAGCGGGCCAGCAGAACAACAACAAUGCCGCCAAACCAGCAGCAGAGGGCGCCACUGCCACAGAUGCCACAGAACCCACAGAACCUUCAGAACCCCCUAGCACCACUGAGCUCAAACAGCACCCAGAAACAGAACCGCAGCCUUCACAGAAACCGGAACAGGAAGAGGAAGUGGACUCCACAGACAGCAGCUUGGCAGGAAGUGAUGAGGAGGGAGAUUAGAGACACUUGGAGGCACAUCUUUGGUCCCCGUGGCAACCAAUUAGUCCUGCUUGAACUGCUUUAAAGCUCCGUGUUGGGCAGGGGAACAGGAGUUCGGACAGUUUGACGUGUUUUGUAGAAAAAUAAAACAAUAAUUUUUGUCUACACUAUUUUUAUCAUUUCCAGUGUUGGUUUACAUUGUAAUUAAACCUGCACUCAAUAAGCUUCAACACACAGCUUCUCCCUAAUGUUUGAGUCCACUCAUUUACAAUACUCUAAACAAUGAAUGAAUUAUAAAAGAUAACUGAGAAUGAAAAUGUCCUCAUUACUUUUUUUACAUACCACAUCUGAUUUGUUCUUUAUUUUUCAGAGUACAUCAGAAUCAGUACAGUUUUUAUGUCUCUGAUCCAGAACCAGUAUGUGUUUGUGUUUGGCAUUAGACUCCCAUCUAUGUCGCUUUUAGGUCUGAGCACCAGCCAAGGAUACUCCUGCGGAGUUCAAGGUUAAAGGACAAGUUCACUGUUUUAAAACAACAGUCAGGUGUCCAUAUGAACACUGAAAGAGGUUUUCCUUGCUGUAAUUAUUACCCCUUUUCAUCCUGGCUAUU
Molecule: messenger RNA, 2109 nt
Organism: Scomber japonicus (chub mackerel)
Lineage: Eukaryota; Metazoa; Chordata; Actinopteri; Scombriformes; Scombridae
Gene: htatsf1
Product: HIV-1 Tat specific factor 1
Exons: 10
Coding region: 177-1523 (448 amino acids)
Biological process (GO): mRNA splicing, via spliceosome
Cellular component (GO): U2 snRNP; U2-type spliceosomal complex
Molecular function (GO): RNA binding
Source: RefSeq, a predicted model, not a curated record